CACCAAUGGGAGCGCUGGUGCCGUGGUUGCCGUGUGACGGCGAGCCAAUGGGAAGGGUUGUUUGUUGCUGAGUGGGGUCGAGUGUGUGUGUUUUUUUUAUUCUCUCCGCUCCGCUCCCUCUCUGUUGCUUUUGGCUGGCGCUUUAACAACGGCCUGCAUUCCCUGUCAGUCCCGGCAGUUAGUCGGCCUUGCGUGCGGCUCCGAGGGGGAAGAAGGAGGAGGAGGUACCGUCCCUUUUGAUCGCGGCUCCAAUGCCGAACGAGAGCCGGGCCGGGCAGCGGGCGGGCGGCCCUGGCUUGUGAAGCGACGUUGCUGCUUGCUGCAGUCUACACAUUCGGUAUAAAGACAGUUGACUUUCGUGCUUCGGACGCCGAUUGUUGGUGUAUUUUGAAUUAACAUGAAGGCAAUCGAUGAACCUCCUUAUCUAACAGUUGGUACUGAUGUGAGUGCUAAAUACAGAGGAGCAUUCUGUGAAGCCAAGAUCAAGACAGCAAAAAGGCUUGUGAAAGUUAAGGUAACUUUCAAACAUGAUUCAUCGACUGUGGAAGUACAGGAUGAUCACAUCAAGGGACCACUCAAGGUUGGAGCAGUUGUUGAAGUCAAGAGCCCUGCUGGAACUUGCCAAGAAGCAGUCAUCAAUAAGCUGACAGAUGCAAGCUGGUACACCGUAGUUUUUGAUGAUGGCGAUGAGAGAACAUUGAGACGGACUUCCCUCUGCCUGAAAGGAGAGAGACACUUCGCUGAAAGUGAGACUCUUGACCAGUUGCCUCUUACUAAUCCUGAACAUUUUGGCACCCCUGUCAUCGGAAAGAAGUCUAACCGCGGAAGAAGGUCCAAUCCAAUAUAUAAAGCUGAAAGUAGCAGUUCAAAGUGUGACCAUCCCCUCCAAUUAAAAAGCCCUGAUGAUGAAGAUUCAUCUUCAUCUAGUGAUGAAGAUGAUGCAAACAGACGAUUAAGCGAUGAAUUAAUUGGAAAAAUUGUCUGUGUAGAGUGUUCUAAUGGAGACAAAAGGAAGACAUCCCGGUACCCAGCUCUGGUUAUUUCUCCAGAUUGCAGUGAUGAAGUCACAGUGAAAAAGGACAGUGUUUUAGUUCGCUCAUUCAAGGAUGGGAAAUUUGUGGCUGUGCCCAGGAAGGACGUUGCAGAAUUUGACAGUGAAAUGGCCUCCAAAUAUGAUGCAGCUAUGAAGGAAGCUUUGGACCAGGCACUGGAAUUCUUGAGGAGUGGAACCAUUCCCCACAACUGGAAGACUGAGUUGAAGGAAGAGAGCUCCACCAGUGAUGAAGAGGAACAUGAUGAGGAAGAGGAGAGCAGUGAGGAGGAGGAAGAGGUGGAGCCUUUUCCAGAGGAAAGAGAGAAUUUCCUGCAACAAUUGUACAAGUUCAUGGAGGAUCGAGGUACUCCAAUUAACAAACGCCCAGUGCUAGGAUACAGGGAUUUGAACUUAUUCAAGCUGUAUAGACUUGUCCAUCAACUGGGAGGAUUUGAUAAUAUUGAAAGUGGUGCUGUGUGGAAGCAGGUCUAUCAGGAUCUAGGGAUCCCUGUGAUGAACUCUGCUGCCGGUUACAAUGUCAAGUGUGCAUACAGGAAGUAUUUAUGUGGCUUUGAAGACUAUUGCAAGUCAGCUAACAUUCAGUUUCCAACAUCACUGCAAGCAGACUUUAAAGCAGAAAAACAAAAAAAAGAGUGUGAAAAGGGUCAUGAUGACCUUGAUCACAAAGAAGAAAAAGACAAGGUUGCCAGUAUUACAUCACCAGUGGCCGAAUUUGAAGGCAAAAAUGAGAAUGAAAGCAAAAGGAUUGUGCAGGAUGAAGAACUGAAGGGCCAGGAAGCAAAAUCCCUAAGGGCAAGAAAACGACACCAGCCCGAAUGCUUGGCACAGGCACCAGAUAGCAGCAAAGUGAAAAUUGAAGAAAGUGCGGAAGGGAAAGCAGGUCAAAUCUAUGAUGCCAAAGAUGAAGCAAGAUUUAAAGUUGAAGAAUUAAAAGGACAAAAAAUGGUGGAUAAAGAAAAACAUGGGGAUGAAAGCAGUAAAGAGGAUGAGGAAGAUGAAGAGGAUGAGGAAGAUGAAGAGGAGGAGGUUGGUGAUGAUGGUGAAGAGAGGGAAGAUGAAGAGGAAGAAUUUGAGUGCUACCCACCAGGAAUGAAAGUCCAAGUGAGAUAUGGUCGAGGGAGGAACCAGAAGCUCUAUGAAGCCAGCAUUAAAGAUUGUGACGUGGAGGGUGGAAUGGUCCUGUACCUGGUACACUACUGUGGCUGGAACGUGAGGUAUGAUGAAUGGAUUAAGGCAGAUAAAAUAGUGCGACCUGCAGAUAAAAAUGUUCCAAAAAUCAAACACAGAAAGAAAAUAAAGAGUAAGAUGGAUAAAGAAAAGGAAAGGAGCGAUAAAAAAGAUAAGGAAGAUAAAUCUCCAAGCAAGUCAAUGCGUGUCCGCCGGCUCUUAAAGAGCACAGCUCAUGCUGUGGCGUCAGACAUUUCCCCCAAAAUAAUGGGAGCUGGCGCGAGGAGCUGUGAAGCAGACAUUUCUACAAUGGGCAUCAUCAAUGGAGUGCAAGGCUCAGACAGCUCUGAAGAGAGUGAUGAUGAUGAUGACCACAGUGAGGCCACUUGGAGAAAAGGCCUAGAAGAGGAUGCAAGGAUUCAGGAAAGUAAUGAGACCACCUUCGAGGACCAGAGGAGCAUUCCACUGGCCGGGCGGCCGGGCACGCCUCCCACUGGCACCAAGUUGGGAAACUUAUCAGACUCUCUAGAUUGGGUGAGAAGAGGCAAGUGCUCUGAGGAGGAAGAGGAUGAGGAGGAAGGAGAGGAGUCCACAAAACUAACGGGACAGAAAGAACUGGGUGAGAGGCGGAUAAAGUCACAUGUGAAACGUGCCAGGAGGAGAAAGGUAGGUGCUGAAGACUGGGUGAAGACAGAAUCGCCAAACCGCAAGGGUGAGAGGUCGAAGGGCAAAGAGUCUCCCCUCAACAGCACAAGCAGCAACACCAGCUCCGAUGAGGAUGAGGAAAGAACUGAUGUGAAAAAUGGCACCACUAGAAAGCAUAAUGGUCUGCAGGAAAAGAGGAAACCACUGCAUGUGACCCAACUGUAUUCUGGUUUUUCAGAAGUGCCUGAGAAAAGGGUCAAGCUUUUAAAUAACUCUGAAUUAAGGGCUCACAACACAAAAGUAAAGGACCGAAAAGAUGUGUGGUCAAGCAUCCAGGUCCAGUGGCCUAAAAAAGUUCUCAAGGAGCUCUUUUCCGAUUCUGAUACUGAGACCACGUCAUCCCCACCCGUGGCCCAGGAAGAGGCAAAGGCAGAGACAUUGGCUGAAACUGCUAAAGAGGAAGAGAGGCUGCCACAUGUGGAAGCAGAAACAGCUGCAUUAGUUAUUUCCCCAGUCAAACCAAAUGAAGAGAAGCCAACAGAAAAAGUGGACAAGAAGGGUGAGAUGCCCAGCAGUGGCAGCAACUCUGUGCUCAAUACUCCGCCCACCACCCCUGAGUCUCCUGUUUUGGUUACAGUGACAGAGGCCAACAGACCACAGCCAAACACAGUGAUCCCUCAAAGGCUGGUUCCAAGCCAGGAGGAAGCCCAGAGUGUUAAAAGCGAGACUGACAGCACGAAUGAGGUUGAUAGUAUGACCGGGGAGAUGCAAGAGGGACAGUCUGAAGGCAACGUCUCUCCAACUGGAUUUGACGCUAGCAUUAGCUCAAGCAGCAGCAAUCAGCCAGAACCAGAGCAUAAGGAGAAAGUUGCAUCUGGUCAUAAACGGCCAAAAGAUGCUCAGGGAGGAAGUUCAACGAAGAAGCAAAAACGCAGCCACAAACGAUCAGGGAUCAACAAUAAAAAGAAAAGUCAAACUGCAAACAGUAGUGAUAGUGAGGAGAUGUCUGCGGGUGAAAAUACUGCCAAAUCUGUACAAGUGAAGAACAAUUCCUCCGUCGUACCAGCGGCAAUCAAUUCUCUGCCAGGAAGUACAUCUGCCACCAAAGUACUGACCCUCGGAAAAUCUCCUCUGAACGGGGAGAAGAAUGCCACCCAGGAACAGGGCAGCAGGUCUUCCAGAACAUACAAAUGGAGUAUUCAGAUGGCUGAUGUUGAGAAUAUGAAUGGUGUGGAACGCAUCGCAUUUCUUCAAGAGAAGCUACAAGAGAUCAGGCGACAUUACCUCUCCCUAAAAUCAGAGGUGGCCUCUAUUGACAGAAGAAGAAAGCGCAUGAAAAAGAAGGACCGUGAUACAAAUGCGACUGUGACGACGGCAUCCUCCUCUUCCUCGCCUUCAUCCAGUUCUCUCACAGCAGCCGUUAUGUUAACGCUGGCCGACCCGUCCGUAUCCAACUCAUCACAGAAUGGGCUGUCGGUAGAAUGUAGGUGAUGAAAGGACCUCCCGACGCACAGUGCACUUAAACGGCUCCCGGGGCUACUUUUAUUUUAUUUUUUAUUAUUAAUAUUUUUUUUUAAAAGAGACGCUGGAUAGAGGCACAAAGAAAAAAUACAAAGCAAAAUAACAAUUCAACUAGCGCUGUACGCCACAAGAAAAACUGCUUCUCAGCAAAACUAACAGCACUUAAGUGCACUUUCAUGAAGAUGUAGAAGUACAAUUUAGUGUUCUGUCGGAGCAAUAACCAUUUGCAGUCUGCCUGGGAAUCUUGUAACUGUUGAUGGACGGGCCUACCAUUAUUUGUUUUGUGGGUGGGAGUGCGGUUGCAAGAAGGACGUUUGCCUCUGUGUGUUCCUUGUUGGAAGAUUCCAUGCACAGCACACUAUUUUACAGGGCCGAUUUUAACCAGUUCAAGUAGUGUUGGCGAGAUUUGUCUCUGCUACAGCCCCCUCCACCCCCACCCCACCUUACCAUAUCCUCCACUCCCAUUGAAGCCGGACCACGUGACGAUCUCUGGUGUUGAUUUGAUUCACUUUUACUGCACAAGCUUGCUGUUUCUUAAAUGAAUUUUACUGUUAAGGUUUUUAAAACUCAAAAUGGAAAAUUGCUUGCAUUAUUUUGUGUAACACAAGCACAGGUAAUUCAAAGAUCACAGCGGGCAGACAGUGGUGGAACAUAGUGCUUUUGGCAUCAGCCUUCAACGUGUAACCAAAAUGCGGAUGAGAUUCCUUCCUGAUUACUGCCUUGUGUUUACAGGUUCGAUCUAGGGGAAAGGUUACUGUGAGUUUUCCCUGACCUGUUCAGUUGGAGAGGAAACCUAUUUUGUCAUUUUUAUAUAAAGUCAUUGAUAUUUUUUCUUUAAUUUUGAUACAGAACAUUUCGUCAAAAAAUGAAAGAAAAUACCUAACAAAAACUGUUUAAAAAAAUCUUUAAAAGAACUGUGUAUAGUGAACAUUGUACUUGCCAGCCUAAAAGAUAUAUUUAUUCUAGGGAAAUGAUGACAAGUUAUAUUUUUGUGUUUUCUUUUCCUUGUAAAUGAAAAGAGGAUUUUUUUUCUUUUUCUGAAGACAUGAAUACUUGGUUUCUAAUGUUUAUUUUAUCAUCAACGAAGCAGUCCAAAACCUGGCUUUGUUCACAUCUUGGCGAUGUAGCAGCUGCCUAUCUGCUCUCUUUGGGAUCUGCUGUGAUUAUUAAGGUAGAGUCAAAGGAUUUAAAAUCAAGAUACACAGUUCACAGCCAUGCCCUGGAAUAAACAAAAAAUACCCUCUGCCUGUUUUUUUUGUUGUAUGUAACAAUAGGUCUUGUCUUUGUCCAACACAUGUACUUACCAGUGAAUCUUUACUUUUUAUAAUGCCUUUUGUAUAUUUAGAACACUCCCCUACCAUCCACCCUGUCCCCACCCACCAACCCCCUUGGAAUUGUAUUUAAAGAGCAGUGCUAUUAAUGCACUGCACGUCUCUGUACAGACUGUUCACUGUUUUGAUGAUAACUUUGGUGUACCUUGAUUCAAAGUUAGCAUGUUGCUUUUUAUCUUUUUUUAAAAAGUAUCAAAAAGUGUUGACGGGGGUGUGUGUCUUUUGCAAGACCUGCAAGGUGGUUUUAUGUUUGUAGCUGUUGGGUUUUCUUUGCCUCUGAAUUAACACAGGAUCUUUGUAGGAAAAGCCUAUUCGUUUGGUCUGUGUAGCUUGUGCUCUUAAAAACAAUUUUUGACAAUGGUUUCAGAAUAUUUUGACCUUGUACAUGACUGUAGGACCUUUGUUUGACAGCUCAAUGUACUUUAAAAAGAACUUAUUAAAAGUUAUAUAAUAUUUAUUAGAUUCCAAACAGAUUGGAAAUUAUGUAAUUUAUUGUAAAAAAAAU
Molecule: messenger RNA, 6223 nt
Organism: Leucoraja erinaceus (little skate)
Lineage: Eukaryota; Metazoa; Chordata; Chondrichthyes; Rajiformes; Rajidae
Gene: arid4b
Product: AT-rich interaction domain 4B
Exons: 25
Coding region: 398-4357 (1319 amino acids)
Biological process (GO): regulation of transcription by RNA polymerase II
Cellular component (GO): nucleus
Molecular function (GO): transcription cis-regulatory region binding
Source: RefSeq, a predicted model, not a curated record